Molecule: messenger RNA, 751 nt
Organism: Spea bombifrons (plains spadefoot toad)
Lineage: Eukaryota; Metazoa; Chordata; Amphibia; Anura; Pelobatidae
Product: fucolectin-like
Exons: 3
Coding region: 60-587 (175 amino acids)
Source: RefSeq, a predicted model, not a curated record
UUCUAAAUAUUAAAAAUCUACAUUUGGGGUUCUUCCAGGUUUCCCCUCUAAUCCUCAGGAUGCAUCUGCUGGAGGCUCUUCUGCUUUGUCUGGCCGCGUGUGGGCUAAGCGAGGCUCAUACAUACUGCUCUGUGAAGGGCAAGAACAUAGCUCCAGAAGGAAAAGCCAGCCAAAUAUCUGUCUAUCAUGGGAGGCUCGGGAUUGGCACAGCUCAGUCAGCUAUUGAUGGAAAUCGGGAAGGAGUCUACAACUUGGGAUCUUGUAUCUUAACUCGCAGCGAAUCAAACCCUUGGUGGAAGCUUGAUUUCCAUAAGCCACGCAAAGUUGGAGCUGUCGUACUUGUCAAUAGGAUUGACUGCUGCUGGGAGAGACUUAUGGGUGCAGAAGUUAGAAUAGGAAACUCCAUGGACAACAAAAACCCCGUGUGCGGCACGGUCACUGAAGUGGGGCCUGGGCUUGUCACCACAUUCUGCUGUCAAGGGAUGGAAGGUCGAUACGUGAGUGUUGUCAAUCCUGGCUAUGAAGGGUUAAUGAACCUGUGUGAAGUGGAAGUUUAUCCUGAAGGAUCCCCGAGGCCAUGCUUGUAGAUUGAAGCUGGAUAUUUGAAAAUGUCACACUCCUAUGUAUGAAGAAGCAUGUCAAGUGCUUCCCAUUGGGAGAAAACCGCUAUAUAAUGCGUGUUGCUGUUCUUUUAAUCGAAAGGUAGUAAAGGCUUGAAAUUAUACAAUUUAAUCAUGAAAUGUGUUCUAUU